Effrenium voratum is the source of this 1179-nucleotide messenger RNA. The record is from the annotation of a GenBank genome assembly. NCBI's taxonomy places the organism in Eukaryota, Dinophyceae, Suessiales, Symbiodiniaceae.
UUUGAACCAACUUUUUUCGUCUGCCAACGACCGCUCGCCAUGUGCCAUGAGCAAACUGGACGGUGCGGAAGUGGCGCCAGGGCUUUGGGUGGGAGGCUUGGCCUUCGCUGAGGACUGGCGGAGCUUAGAGCGCUUGGGAGUCGUACGGGUGCUUACAGUGGGCACACGUUUGCAACCGCACUUGGCGUGGGCUGCCGACUGCAACCUCACCAUCAAAUGCUACGAGAUCGAGGACCAUCCUUGCGCAGAUCUUCUGGGAACAUUACCAAGCGCCCUGCGCGAGAUCGACAAGGUCAUGAAGCAGAGGAAGGAAGCGAAGAAGGCGGAGUCCCCGGACGCCGGUUGCGGGGUCUUGGUGCAUUGCGCCUCCGGCAUCAGCCGGUCGGUGUCCGUGUGCAUGGCUUGGCUCAUGCUCCGCAAGAAGCUCUCUUCGGAGGAGGCCUUACGAGAGGUCAGGAAGAGCCGGCCCCAAGCCCUGCCCAACCACGGCUUCCUGCAAUCUCUCCGGCUCCUGGAGAAAGAGGGGGACCUGAAAGCCGCGCACAAGCUCUGGCAGAAGUCCAACGACAUCUCCAAGGACAGCCGCGACCGCUGCGUGGCGAAGCUGCGGGACCGCGCCGACAAGGCCACGGAGCAGGCGGCGCGCCUGGAGGAGCGGCUGCAGCGGGCGGCCGACUCGGAGCUGAAGAGGGUGGUGCGGCGCCUACGGCGGCUCUUGCAGGACAUUGAGAAGCUGAAGCCUCGCACCACCAUCGAUGACAAUGUGGCAUACAGCAUCAGGAGAACCACGGCCGAGAAGGUGACACAUCUUCUAUCCAUCUGGGAGCCACGGGUGCAGUAUGCGUCUGAGGGGCAUGCAGAUCAGACCGAGAUUAUGGAUUCUGUGUCUGACUCCUGGUCUGCGGACGAGGAUAUUGAAGAGGUGGAGGAGAUACCAUCUUGUGAAAUGAGAUUCUUCAAGAAAGUCGCGGUGGCUUUGUGAGUGGCAGCUAGGCCACUCAACUUUUAAAACUUUCACCAUGUACAGCAGCCUGAGCAAGUGCUGUUUCCACCUAGGUCACGUGCGGGUGUGAAUAACACCUUGCAAUCUGUGCCGUCUAUGAUUUUUGUUGGCGAAUGUACGGCCACUGGUGUGGGUUCAUCGCUCGCCGAUGCACAUGCAAGAGCUUGCAGGCUGAA